GUAGAACCAAAGGACACUCUCAUCUCUCUCCAUCUCUCUCUCUGUCCAUGAAAUAAUACAGAGAACAAACUGUAAUGGAGGAAGUGGUGGCGAAGUGGACACACUGACACAUUGGUUCUUUGAUGAUGGUGAACCACAACAAUGAUGAUCGUCUCCGGCAAAAAGAGCAAGAUAAGUUCUUGUUCCAUGACUUCUUAGGAUCCAAGACUGAAACUUUAGCUUCCACUUCCAUGGCUGAACACAUGCUACCACUGGACAAGGCAACUAAACUGGCGACGGCUUCCUCCGUCGGUGGACGCGGUGGUCUUUCCUCAAACUCCGAUCUUGUUGAAAGGCAAGGGAGCGGUGGGGGUAAUCAUCUUGAUGGGAGACAAUUGUUUGGACCAAGAAGUGAAGUUUCUGGCUCAAUCAUGAGCAACAGAUUUUCAGGAAACAAGAGAAGUAACUCGGAUUCACAGUUCACGCCUCAAGAGCAACCAGAGAGUCUGCAUUGGUCCAAGAUGCCAAGAAACGGACCUGGAAGCAUCUCCAUGAAUAUGAAUCAUAUGGCAAACCAGCCUCCACGAGGAGGAGGCCAAAUUAGCCAUUUGCUUCAUCAGCUGUCUUCAAGCAGGUUCAAGGAUGAAAACGUGGGACCAUCGGUUGUUGCUCAGACAGCUGCUGAUGAAGGUUCACGGACAGGGAUGAAAGGUCCAGGUAUCAUGAGUCAUUUUACAAUGCCAAACAUGAGCAAAGUCGAAUGUUUUUCCCCUUCAAGUACUGGGAAUAAGAAAGAUUUGACGUCGAGUACUAAGCAGAUGACUAUCUUCUAUGGUGGUCAAGCUCAUGUGUUUGAUGAUGUUCACCCAAACAAAGCGGAUGUGAUAAUGGCGUUGGCAGGAUCAAGCGGGGGCUCAUGGUCUACGGAUUUAUCUCAUAAACCAAAGACAAAGAACAACACAAGCGAAGGUCCAUACAAACUAGGCCAAAUGUAUGAAGGAGGGAGCUCAAGAGAAACACCGUUUCUGUCUUCAGAGUAUCGUACAAGGCCGGGUCAUCAACCCACCUCUGGCGCCUGUCACAGGAUCUUUACACAACCAGGUAGAGAGCAACACGGAAGUAUCAUCUCAAGGGGACGAGAAAUCAGGGAUCCGGUUCAGGUAUCAGAUCCUGAAAAGAAGCCACAUGAUUAAGUCUGAAUAUGAGAUGUGAUUAGCGACUUUGCUUCUAAGUUGUUAUUUGUUCUACGGUAGCCAUUUGCAAUUUUUCUGUGUCUUUCUAGGUUUGUAUUCAAACUUCUUUCUCAAAUAAUAACGUAUAAUAGUUUCCUUAGUGUCACUUAUAUAAUUCUCUUUUUGUGCUAACCUGGAAGACUCAUUAGUACAGUAUAGCAUUUACUUUGCUCUGCAACAGUAUACUUUUCUUAUGAACUAUCACUAAUCACUG
Molecule: messenger RNA, 1425 nt
Organism: Eruca vesicaria subsp. sativa (arugula)
Lineage: Eukaryota; Viridiplantae; Streptophyta; Magnoliopsida; Brassicales; Brassicaceae
Source: the annotation of a GenBank genome assembly